This is a messenger RNA of Prunus armeniaca (apricot), 327 nucleotides long. The record is from the annotation of a GenBank genome assembly. NCBI's taxonomy places the organism in Eukaryota, Viridiplantae, Streptophyta, Magnoliopsida, Rosales, Rosaceae.
AUGGGAAACCACAUUGGUUUAACAAUCACGCGAGACAUUGAAGUGGAAGCAGCAAUAGACUUCAAGAAAGUAAGAAUGGGGUGGAGGCCUAUCAGAGUUUGGGUAUGCUCUAACAAUCCAGAGGAGAAUCGCCGCAUUAAGAGAAAAAUCCACCGCAUCGCCUUCAGGUGCAAUGAAUUUUCGGUAGCCAUCGAUUUUGUGGUAAGCCAUCCCACUUUUACAGUCUAUGUGGAUUUCUUUGCUGCAAAGAAAUCAGUUGCUCACUCACUUCAAGAAGCCAACCAGAAGAGGGCCGACAUCUCUGUCUGCCUCCAAUCGACAGCUUAG